AUGGGAAGAAGGCAAGUAUGGGAAGAAGGCAAGUAUGGGAAGAAGGCAAUAAUGGGAAGAAGGCAAGUAUGGGAAGAAGGCAAGUAUGGGAAGAAGGCAAGUAUGGGAAGAAGGCAAGUUUGGGAAGAAGGCAAGUAUGGGAAGAAGCCAAGUAUGAGAAGAAGGAAAAUAUGGGAAGAAGCAAAUAUGGGAAGAAGGCAAGUGUGGGAAGAAGGCAACUAUGGGAUGAAGGCAAGUAUGGGAAGAAGGCAAGUAGGGGAAGAAGGCAAGUAUGGGAAGAAGGAAAGUAUGGGAAGAAGGCAAGUAUGGGAAGAAGGCAAGUAUGGGAAGAAGGCAAGUAUGGGAAGAAGGCAAGUAGGGGAAGAAGGCAAAGAUGGGAAGAAGGCAACUAUGGGAAGAAGGCAAGUAUGGGAAGAAGGCAAGUUUGGGAAGAAGGCAAAUACGGGAAAAACGCAAAUAUGGGAAGAAUGA
Messenger RNA from Schistocerca gregaria, 471 nucleotides. Its product is annotated as antho-RFamide neuropeptides-like. The record is from RefSeq and is a predicted model, not a curated record. Bases 1 to 471 code for a protein of 156 amino acids. Lineage: Eukaryota; Metazoa; Arthropoda; Insecta; Orthoptera; Acrididae. The transcript has a single exon.